Acinonyx jubatus (cheetah) is the source of this 2726-nucleotide messenger RNA. It is a transcript of the gene SPINT1, whose product is annotated as serine peptidase inhibitor, Kunitz type 1. The record is from RefSeq and is a predicted model, not a curated record. Gene Ontology annotation, molecular function: serine-type endopeptidase inhibitor activity; protein binding. The coding region runs from base 1 to 2076 and encodes 691 amino acids. NCBI's taxonomy places the organism in Eukaryota, Metazoa, Chordata, Mammalia, Carnivora, Felidae. The transcript is spliced from 12 exons.
AUGACUCAAAGCUGGCCUCGCGGAGCCUACGUAGAGCAGCGUCGAGGGGCGCCGCCCGGGGCCGGGACCCAGAGACGGUGCCGGGAGCAGUCCGCGGGGGAAGGGGUCCGGAGACAUGGGGUGGCGGUGGCGGAGCGCGACGCGGCAGGGCGGGCAGGUGGCGGCGCAACGGCGGUAGGCGGGGCCGGCGGCGCUGGGGUUAAUGUCCGCCCCGCCUCGGUCGCACUGACUCAGUUUCACCAGAAACCCGGGGAGGAAGUGGCCGAGCCUCAGCGCACCCGGCACCGGGGCGGAAGCGGGGGCCCGAGCCGCGCAGGAAGCCGGGACCGGAACCUCGGCAGGGGCAGCCCCACCCCACUCACCUGCGCAGGUAACCCGGGCCCCGGAGCGCGAGGCGGGGACGGAGCGGGCUCGGAGCAUGUGUGGCCCUUUGUUCUGCGCUGCUGCGUGUGCCCGGGUCUCAAGCACCCUCGGAGCCCAGAGGGCCGCACAGUGAAGGUGACCCCCGUGGGGAGGAGGGCAACGGCCCCGGGAAGGAUGAUGGCCCGUGCCCGCCUCUCCCAGGCCAGCGUCCCAGCAAUCACCGUGUGGCUCCUGUGCGCCCUCGAUCUCUUGGGCACCGAGGCCGGGCCGCCGCCCGCGCCCCCCGGCCUGCCCGCGGGAGGCGCCUGCCUGGACCGCUUUACCGCCGGGGUGCCUGCCUUCGUGCUCGACACCGAGGCCUCGGUCGGCAACGGGGCCACCUUCCUGGGCUCCCCGACCGUGCGCCGCGGCUGGGACUGCGUGCGCGCCUGCUGCACCACCCAGAACUGCAACCUGGCGCUGGUGGAGCUGCAGCCCGACGGCGGGGAGGACGCCAUUGCCGCUUGCUUCCUAAUGAACUGCCUCUACGAGCAGAACUUCGUGUGCAAGUUCGCACCCAGGGAGGGCUUCAUCAACUACCUCACGCGGGAGGUUUACCGCUCCUACCGCGAGCUUCGGACCCAGGGCUUUGGAGGGUCCCGGAUCCCCAAGACCUGGACAGGCAUAGACUUGAAGGUGCAGCCCCAGGAACCGCUGGUGCUGAAGGGUGUGGAGAACACAGAUUGGUCCCUACUGCAGGGUGACACAGAUGUCAGAAUAGAGAAGAAUGAGGCGGACCAGGUGAAGCUGUGGGGACUCAAGGAAGGCACCUACCUGUUCCAGCUGACAGUGGCCGACUCAGACCAGCCAGAGAGCACGGCCAAUGUCACAGUUACUGUGUUGUCUGCCAAGCAGACAGAAGAAUAUUGCCUUGCAUCCAACAAGGUGGGCCGCUGCCGCGGUUCCUUCCCCCGCUGGUACUACGACCCCACAGAACAGAUUUGCAAGAGUUUCAUUUAUGGAGGUUGCUUGGGCAAUAAGAACAACUACCUUCGGGAAGAAGAGUGCAAGCUAGCCUGCCGGGAUGUGCAAGGCCCCUCAAUGGACAGGCACCGUCCAGUGUGCUCUGGCACCUGUCACCCCACCGAGUUCCGCUGCAGCAAUGGCUGCUGCAUCGACCGCUUCCUGGAGUGUGACGACACUCCCGACUGCCCCGACGCCUCUGAUGAGGCCACCUGUGAAAAAUACACCAGUGGCUUCGAGGAGCUCCAGAACAUCCAUUUCCCCAGUGACAAAGGGCACUGCGUGGACCUGCCAGACACAGGCCUCUGCCUGGAGAACAUCCCACGCUGGUACUACAACCCCUUAAGUGAACGCUGUGCCCGCUUCACCUAUGGUGGUUGUUACGGCAACAAGAACAAUUUUGAGGAGGAGCAGCAAUGUCUCGAGUCCUGUCGUGGCAUCUCCAAGAAGGAUGUUUUUGAUCUGCAGCGGGAAAACCCCAUUCCUAAUGUAGGCUCCGUGGAGGUGGCCAUUGCAGUAUUCCUGGCCACCUGCAUCGUGGUGGUGGUCACCAUACUGGGUUACUGCUUCUUCAAGAACCAGAGAAAGGGCUUCCACAGACACCACCACCACCACUGCCACCCCCAACCCCCUACCCCUGCCAGCUCCACAGUCUCGACCACAGAGGACACGGAGCACCUGGUCUAUAACCACACAACCCGGCCCCUCUGAGCCUGGGGCUACCUUAGCCUUUCACUCUAGAACUCUCGCAGACGCUUUCCAGCUCUCACCUGGCCCUGCUUCCUUUUUGCCAAGAUGGAAGCCUGAGCUGGGGAAGACUUUGGGGCCAGACCGCUCUAGCCUGUUUUCCAGGCCCACUCCUGAGGCCAGGCUCCAGCCCCUCUGGAAUAUGUCUCAGCUAAGCUUAGGCCUCUGGUUCCUGAGAAAGCUCCAGGGCCUGGGAGGAGCAGAAAACCUUUGAACCCAGAGUCCCACACACAGAUGGACCUGUCUGCCUGGGAUCUCGAAGAAGUUGGAGUUUUGUUUCCUGUUCAAAGCUGCAAUGUCAGAAGCUGGAGGUCCCAGCCCUGCCCUUCAGACCUGGCCCUGCCACUAUGCACAGUUAAGGGCUGGGGGGUAGGACCUCCCUGUAUAUUUUGUGCUGUAUAGAGUUCCUUUUUGUUUAUUUAAUGCCAUGGGGAUGGGUGAGAGGAGUGGGAAGGGGCUGCCUCUUCCCUGCCCCCAAGAGUGCACCCUGCAGAGCCUGAUGCUCUGUAUUCUCCCCACAUGCCCCAGGGCUCUCAGGCAUCACACCCCACCCAUCCUCCUGCCCUCCACAGGCCCCAUCCACCCACAGUGUAAUAAAAUAGUUGGUUCUGUGA